AUGUGCAGCUUGCAGCUCGUGCUUCUGCAGGUGUUCUUCCUGACGUUGCCCGAGAAUGCCCAGCCUCAGCCUUCUUCCUCCGCAUCAGGGGCAGUGCCCACCUCUCCGGACCUGGGGCCCGGGACGCUGGGCGGGACCGUCCAGUCCUCCUCGGAGGGGACUGCAACUCCCCCGGACGUGCUUGGGAUCUCUACUGUGGGCCCUACUCUCGUGACCUCCUCGGCGCCUAGGAAUAGAACCGUGGAACUUUUCCCAGUCUUACCGAUCUGUGUCUGUGACUUGACUCCUGGUACCUGUGAUAUAAAUUGCUGCUGCGACAGGGACUGCUAUCUUCUCCAUCCGAGGACAGUUUUCUCCUUCUGCCUUCCUGGCAGCGUAAGAUCUUCAAGCUGGGUGUGUGUAGACAACUCUCUUAUCUUCAGGAGUAAUUCCCCAUUUCCUUCAAGAGUUUUCAUGGAUUCAAAUGGAAUUAGGCAGUUUUGUGUCCAUGUGAACAACUCAAAAUUAAACUAUUUCCAGAAGCUCCAAAAGGUUAAUGCAACCAACUUCCAGGCCCUGGCUGCAGAGUUUGGAGGCGAAUCAUUCACUUCAGCAUUCCAAACCCAGUCACCAUCAGCUUUUUACAAGGCUGGGGACCCCAUUCUUACUUACUUCCCCCAGUGGUCUGUAAUAAGCUUGUUGAGACAGCCUGCAGGCGUUGGAGCUGGAGGACUCUGUGCUGAGAGCAAUCCUGCAGGUUUCCUAGAGAGUAAACAUACAACCUGCACGCGUUUCUUCAAGAACCUGGCAAGUAGCUGUACCUUGGAUUCAGCCCUCAAUGCUGCCUCUUACUGUGACUUCACAGUCUUGAAGGUUCCAAGAGGUAUGACUGAUCUGCAGAAUAUGGAGUUCCAGGUUCCUGUAACACUUGUCUCGCAGGCUGGUCCUCCCGUGUUGGCUGGAAACACUUGUCAGAAUGUUGUUUCCCAGGUCACCUAUGAGAUAGAGACCAAUGGGACUUUUGGAAUUCAGAAAGUCUCUGUCAGUUUUGAGCAAACCAACCUGACUGUGGAGCCACGCCUUUCCUUACAGCAACACUUCAUCAUUCACUUCAGGGCUUUUCAACAGAGCACAGCUGCUUCUCUUACUGGUCCUAGAAGUGGGAAUCCUGGCUAUAUUGUUGGGAAGCCACUCUUGGCUCUAACUGGUGAUAUAAGUUACUCAAUGACCCUUUUGCAGAGCCAGGGUAAUGGAACUUGCUCUGUUAAGAGACAUGAAGUACAAUUCGGAAUGAAUGCAAUGUCUGGAUGCAAGCUCAGAGUGAAGACAGCAAACUGCAGCCACUUGCAGCAGGAGAUUUAUCAGACUCUCCAUGGAAGGCUGAGACCAGAGCAUAUUGCCAUCUUUGGUAAUGCUUACCCAGCCCAGAAAGGAGGGUGGACCAAGAUCCUCCACAGGAGCUGCAGUGUUUCAGCUAAGAACUGUACUUCCUGCUGUUUCAUACCAGUUUCCUUGGAGAUUCAGGUAUUAUGGGCAUUUAUAGGCCUCCAGUCCAACCCACAAGCUCAUGUGUCAGCAGCCCGAUUCCUAUACCAAUGCCAGUCUGUAGAGGAUUCCCAAGAAGUACCUUUGACAACUCUUGUGAACUUUGUGGACAUUACCCGGAAGCCAGAGCCUCCAAGGGGCCAACCCAGGAUGGACUGGAAAUUGCCAUUCGACUUCUUCUUUCCCUUCAAAGUGGCAUUCAGCAGAGGAAUAGACUCUCAAAAAGGCUCAGUCCCUCCCAUCCUUAUCCUGUGCCUCUUACUACUUGGAGUUCUCAGUCUAGAGACUAAGUGAAGAAAAGACAAUAAUCACAUUGCAGUUUUCCCUAUGGGAACCUCUGAGGCAGCCUACUUAUCUUGGCUAAACAGAUCCUCACCUGCUUAUGACCAGAGGAAAGCAUUUAGGAUAAUAGAAGACCCAAUUGAAGGAAUCUUUGUAUAUGAAAGAAGGUACUUUAGAAAAGCAAUAAAAAUAUUUUAUUCAUC
Propithecus coquereli (Coquerel's sifaka) is the source of this 2009-nucleotide messenger RNA. It is a transcript of the gene TCTN3, whose product is annotated as tectonic family member 3. The record is from RefSeq and is a predicted model, not a curated record. Gene Ontology annotation, biological process: cilium assembly; smoothened signaling pathway. Bases 1 to 1818 code for a protein of 605 amino acids. NCBI's taxonomy places the organism in Eukaryota, Metazoa, Chordata, Mammalia, Primates, Indriidae. The transcript is spliced from 14 exons.